CCGCCAACCCCACCCCCCCCCCCAACAGCCCCACCGGCGACCGGCUCGCGCGCCACCACCAUCUUCGCCCGCGCCCACCUUGCUGCCGCGACGCCCGGUCCCUUACGCUCCCGCGCCCGCCUGGAGGACCCGCCGGCUGCCCUCGAUCUGACCCCAGGGGGCUGGAUGGACAAGGGGAAAUCGGUGGUCGCCGAGCUGGCGGCGUCGCUCAGCGAUGUCCGUGUCACGCCGCGCCAGAACCCCAAGCCCAAGAGCUUCGUACCCUCGGCCUCCUUCUAUUGUUUCUCAAAGAAGGCUAAACCUCGGAAAUUGGUGAGCUUGUGCCUUGGCACCCUUGGUCAGCAUCUUGAAGAUAUCAUCACUGAUAUUUCUGAAUUUGCUGCCUACUUUCCACCCCACAUUAAGUUGGCAGUUCUGUCUAUUGCGAGGAGAAGAAGACUACUGAAUGAUGAAGUUUUGACUUCUCUUGCUGAAUGCUCCUGGGAGAUCCUAGAUAUAUCUGGUUCUGAUGUAACUGAUGUUGGUUUGGCUACUGUGGCAAAUGUUUGUAGUAAUUUACGCGCUAUUGAUAUUAGUCGCUGCGAAAAAAUUACUACUGCUGGUGUUUCUGAAAUUGUAUGCCACUGCCCAUCCUUGGAGAUAUUGAGAUGUGGAGGCUGUCCGAGAAGUGAAUUCACUGCGAGGAGGUGCUUGAAUAUCUUGAAACCCAAAUUAAAUACUCUUGAAGAGGACUCAUGGGAGGAACUCGAUACACUAGAUAUAGGAGGCGGUGCGGAGUCUUUAAGAUGGCUUGUUUGGCCAAAGAUAGAUGAUAACUCAAAGGAAACUCUAGCUGCCGAAUGCCCUCGUGUUACGAUCAACCCACAGCCAUCGCCUUAUGACCUCUCUAGAUCCAAAGUCCCAGUUGAAGCAUUGGCAAGCGUACCACUUGACCAUUUCAUAGUUGAGGAUAUUGAUCCCAAAACAUGGGCGGUUUCUGCUGCCCCUCGAAGACCUGUUGCUCCGCCAAAUCCUAAUGCUCCACCUGAAAUACCGAUAGCAGAGAGGUUCCGACUCGCCUAUGUGGAGAGGGAAGCAAGGCUGGCGCCCAAGAGAGCCAAGCGAGAAAGGCAGCAGAGGCGUCGUGCUGAAAGGGACUACAUGAUGAAUGAUAUUGACGCCAGGUCGGUCGCGCUUGCUGCUCAAGCAAGCAGAAACCUGCGCAAGAGCUGAUACUGAACUUUGCUUUGCUUGUGUUUGGUGUUGUAUGUCUCAAUAGUUUUGUCAAACAAGGAAGAUGUGUAGAGAAAUGUUGUUCAAUGUUUCAAAUGCAAAGAUAGACAUAUAUGAACACAAUUUUGUAUCAGCCAGUACCAGUGGCGUUUACACUAUAUCAUGUACGAAGAUGUGAAUAUACUCAAAUGCAAGGAAAAUGUGCUUUGAUCAGGUA
This is a messenger RNA of Panicum hallii, 1429 nucleotides long. RefSeq lists its product as uncharacterized. Gene Ontology annotation, cellular component: SCF ubiquitin ligase complex. Bases 166 to 1212 code for a protein of 348 amino acids. NCBI's taxonomy places the organism in Eukaryota, Viridiplantae, Streptophyta, Magnoliopsida, Poales, Poaceae. Gene Ontology annotation, biological process: SCF-dependent proteasomal ubiquitin-dependent protein catabolic process. The record is from RefSeq and is a predicted model, not a curated record. The transcript has 6 exons.